Lates calcarifer (barramundi perch) is the source of this 1584-nucleotide messenger RNA. RefSeq names its product ubiquitin protein ligase E3 component n-recognin 7 (gene ubr7). Gene Ontology annotation, molecular function: zinc ion binding; ubiquitin protein ligase activity. The record is from RefSeq and is a predicted model, not a curated record. NCBI's taxonomy places the organism in Eukaryota, Metazoa, Chordata, Actinopteri, Centropomidae. The coding region runs from base 194 to 1318 and encodes 374 amino acids. Gene Ontology annotation, cellular component: cytoplasm. The transcript has 12 exons.
CUGCGGAAGUGAACCGGAAGUUGUCAUCAGCUAGUAGCAACUAACAAUUUGACAACAAAGAUCUGAUCAGCCGAACAACAGAGAGAGCUAUUGAUUAUUGUUGUUGGGUUUAUCUGCGGCUCUCCAGGCGGAUCAGACGGUGGAAACUGUCCGGUUACUCUCCUGCUCACGACCCGGAUCGACUCGUAGAACCAUGUGUGAGGAGCAGACGGUGUCUCUGGUUGAUGUUCUGGAGGAAGAUGAAGAGUUGGAGGAAGAAGCUUCAGCUGUUUUGGCAGGAAGUGACUCAGACCACUGCUCCUACCCUCAGGGCUAUGUGAAGCGUCAGGCUCUGUACGCCUGUAACACCUGUACACCAAAGGGAGGAGAGGCAGCAGGUGUGUGUUUGGCCUGUUCAUAUAAAUGUCAUGAGGGGCAUGACCUCUUCGAACUCUACACCAAGAGGAACUUUCGUUGUGACUGUGGAAACAGGAAGUUCACAGAGCUGCAGUGUAAACUUUUCCCUGACAAAGAUGAAGUCAACAGUCUGAACAAAUACAGUCAUAACUUCUUUGGAAUUUACUGUACCUGUAGUCGGCCUUAUCCAGACCCAGAUGAUCAGGUGGAGGAUGAGAUGAUUCAGUGUGUGGUGUGUGAGGACUGGCUGCAUGGCAGGCACCUGGGCUGUGUGGUUCCAGACUGUGUGGAGCUGCAGGAGAUGAUCUGUGAGUCCUGUAUGAACAAAAACCCUUUCCUCUGGACCUAUGCUGCUCACCUGGCAGUUCCAGGUGCAGCAGUACCGGUGAAGGAGGAAACGGGAGGAGAUUCAAACACAGAUGUUCCCAACAAGGAAGAACAGGUUGAUGAUGUCAUCGAGCCCAGCUGUAAGCGGAGCCGUGAGGAGUCAAGCUGCAGACUGAAGGAACUGCAGGAGACUGGUCAGAAAAGAGUCCAAUCAGGAGCUGUGUUCUGGCCGUCAGCGUGGCGCUCCAAGCUCUGCUCCUGCAGCACCUGCCAGGAGCGUCUGUCUGAAGCCGAUCUGUCCUUCCUGUUUGACGAGUCAGACACCGUCCUCGCCUACGAGAAAAAAGGAAAGAACAACGAACAAAAAGAACAAGGACACGAUCCUCUGAUGUCAGCACUCGACAACCUGAACCGAGUGCAGCAACUCGAGAUCAUCCACGGAUACAACGACAUGAAGACUGAACUCAAGGAUUUUCUGCAGAGAUUCGCAUCUGAAGGAAAGGUCGUGACUCCUGAUGACAUCCGUCAGUUCUUUGAGCAACAGCAGAGUCGUAAGAGACGACGAGUCGAUGCUGGACGUUUCUACUGUACCUGAUGACCUGCGACUAACCAUGACCUUUGACCUUCUUCUAAUCACCUGACUGGGUCAUCCCACAUAAUUUCCUGUCCUGUUUCCUGUCGAUCAGCUGAUAUUUGUGGAUUUUCUGCACAUUUUAAAGUUUUUACCAGUUUAUUUUGAAUCUUUGAGACGUCCUGUUUUUAAUGUUUGUGUUUCAGAGGUCAAAGGUCACCAACAGUAACAUUUGUGUUGUUUUUGUGUUUUCUUUUUAAUGAAAACCAAUAAAACUGAACCUCCACACC